This is a messenger RNA of Saccostrea cuccullata (small rock oyster), 894 nucleotides long. Its product is annotated as isopentenyl-diphosphate Delta-isomerase 1-like. The transcript has 6 exons. The record is from RefSeq and is a predicted model, not a curated record. Gene Ontology annotation, molecular function: isopentenyl-diphosphate delta-isomerase activity. Gene Ontology annotation, biological process: isoprenoid biosynthetic process; isopentenyl diphosphate biosynthetic process. Gene Ontology annotation, cellular component: cytoplasm. Bases 34 to 807 code for a protein of 257 amino acids. Lineage: Eukaryota; Metazoa; Mollusca; Bivalvia; Ostreida; Ostreidae.
UCGAUAUCCAACAAUUGCAAAGUGAAAAUAAACAUGAUUGGAAAAUCGGGAGUGUUAUCUUUGAAGCAUCAGUUUACAUGGAGUUUGUUAAAGAGGACACUGUCUUCCACGCGGCGGUCUGUUCUGGAGGGGUACGAUAAAACCCAGGUGGGACUAAUGAAGGAAGAGUGUAUCCUUACAGACAGGAAUGACAACGUCGCGGGAAAAGCCUCCAAAAAAACAUGCCAUUUAAUGGAGAACAUAAACAAAGGUAUGCUACAUCGGGCUUUUAGUGUAUUUCUCUUCAACACACAGGGUAAUCUCCUCUUACAACAGCGAUCUGAUGCCAAAAUUACAUUUCCAGGUCAUUUUACAAAUACCUGCUGUAGUCACCCUCUUUACACACCUUUGGAACUAGAAGACUGUGAGGCAUCGGGAGUUAAAAGAGCAGCUCAGAGAAAACUCCAACAUGAGCUGGGGAUCAGUCCAAAUUCACUCUCAACAGAAGACCUCAAGUUUGUGACCCGGGUCCAUUACCAGGCAGAGAACGCCCCGGACCCGGGGGUGUGGGGUGAACACGAGAUAGACUACAUACUCAUAGCCCAGAAAGACGUGACCGUUACUGCCAAUCCUAACGAGGUCAAAAGUCACAUGUAUGUAGACAGGCAGCAAUUACUGCAGAUGAUGGAUAAAUCUAUGACAGGUGAUAUUUUAAUUACCCCAUGGUUUAGAUUGAUUUUGGACAAAUUUCUAAUGAGCUGGUGGGAUAAUUUAUCUGACAUUGAACAACAUAAAGACAAUCUUAUACAUAGAUUGUGUGAUAAAUGAGAAUAAAAUGUCAAUGCCAAAUAUUCUUCCUUCAUUGAUCGUUAUAAAAAUGUGCAAUAAAAAAUUCUGUGUCACAGUGUGCAUUUA